Molecule: messenger RNA, 2307 nt
Organism: Dermatophagoides farinae (American house dust mite)
Lineage: Eukaryota; Metazoa; Arthropoda; Arachnida; Sarcoptiformes; Pyroglyphidae
Source: RefSeq, a predicted model, not a curated record
UGUUUUUUUUCUUCUAAAAACUUGGCCGCAAAAACAAUAGCGAAAUAUAUAACCUGAUGAUGAUGAUGAUCUUUGUAUCUACAAUUAAACGAUGAAUUUUUACCACCAUCAUGAACCCUCGGCUCCACCGCGUAGGAAACGUUCGUUGAGUACUUCGAGAUUUGAUUCACAAGAAUCACCAUACAAUCAUCAAUCAUCAUAUCACCAUCAACAACAAGGAUAUGGUAGUCCUACCUUUUCCCAUCGCAAUAGAACCAAUUAUUCGGAAGAACAUAUUCCUGCUUUAUAUAUACAAAAUCCAAACAAUAAUCUACAACCAUUGAUUCGUACGGGUUUCAACAAUUUGAACUUUUCACAGCCAAAUCCACAAACAAAUCCAUUGAUUACAGCUCACAAUUAUUCACCUAAUCAAGGGCAUCAGCAGCAAUAUUUACAAAACUAUCCUGCAGAACAGCAAUUUUAUCUGCCAAAUAACCAAGGUUAUCAUGAUGGCGGACUGCUAGAUUAUCAAAAUCACCCUGACGUUUUUGGUGAUGAUUUCCAACAACAACAAAAACAACAACAACAAGGAAUUCGGCAACCGACAACAUUGAUCAAUAAUCAACCAUCCCUAUUGUUUGCAGCGAUGGCUGGUCCAUUAACUCGAUUCAGCCCUAAUCCAUGUGGAGCAAGUGGAAUGAAUUUUUCACCAUCAUCGUCAUCGGCUAUCGGCUUGAAUCGAAUGAAUGUCCGUCCUCAUUAUGAUCAUCUCAAAUUGAUCAAUGUUCAUUAUAAUCCAUACCAGUCUAAAUUCAAUCCAACAUUGAUGGCCAAGCCAUCGUUGGAUGGAUAUCAAUCGUCGCAAAUUUCUUCGCCAAUUACCGCUGCGAUUGCAACAAGACGUGAUCCCAAAUAUAGUAGUAGAGAAAAAUUAAAUUUUGACUUUAACGAUUCAUCCAUACAUCAAGUGAGAUUCGCACAGGACAGAACACCACCGGCAAGGCCGCCGCCACCAAAACUUCAUUCAAGAUUUAGCAUGGAGAAUCUAUCAUCGUCAUCUCCGACAUCGGGUGGCUUGACUGGUUUGAAUUAUAAUGAUUAUGCUGUCAUCGACAAGAAUAGAGUUCGAGAUAGGCGUUCGCUAUCACCAACACGAGUUGUUCCGCCUGGUGGUGGUAUACAACGUCCGUACACAAGUCGUCCAACAUCUCCAUUGCCGUUGACAGAUAUGAAUAGUCCAAAUUUUACUCGGCCCCAACUUUCUCGAUCUUCAUCGGUAAAUCUUCGACCGGGCUCAUCACGGACACCAUCGCGAGAACCAUCGCCAAUUCGGACAUUUAUCAAUUUUUCAAAAUACAAUACGAAAACAUUGUCUUUCGAUGAUAGCUCAAAGAAUCUACUUUCUCCCAAAUCUCCCAAAGCAAUGGGUCAAUGCAACACCGUAUUGGUGGAUAAUAAAAGACAAAUGAAUGAAUUGCAAGUACCAGAUACUUUUACAGCCAAACCAAUGUCUGAAUUGAAUAGCUCCAAUGCUGCUGCUGCUGGUGGUGGUGAUCAACAUUUUUCGCAAGCAUUCACCGAUCAUUGUGAUCAAUAUAAAUCGGUUACGAGCAAAAUUCUUGGAAAUAGAAAAAAUAAAAUUGGCGACCAAUCGCCUUGUGUUGAUAUAGAAGAAUUCGACAUGAACGACAAGCAAAAUUGUUUCGAACCAAUUGCCACUAAUAAUCGAAAUGAGCUAAACCCAAUCAGACUGGAUUCAAUGAUGACGACUGACAUACCAUUGAAUGAAAAUGUACAAACAUCAGAGAUUGAAACAUUUGCAGCGAAACUUGGCGAAAAAUUAUUGGUCGAAUCGAAAAUACAAGAACUACGAAGAAAUUCAUCCGCCAAUAAUCUUGCUGUUCACCAACGAAAAGCAUCGUUACCAGCCGAAUACAUUGCUUCCAAUGCCGCUGAACAAUUGAAAUUGACAAACGAUUGGUGCCGUGAAAAUGUUGCCCAUCUAGCUCAUGAGGCGCGCGAACGAAAAUUACGGCCCGAAAAUCAAUUGAAACAGAAAAUGAAAAGAAUUGGCAUAUGGUUCACGAAACAAUUUGUCUUUCUAUUAAUUUGUGCAUUGAAUGUGGCGUUGGCAUACGUUUUCUACAAUCUAAUCACUGCUCUGCCUAAUUGAGUGAUAAAUUGGUCGUUUGUUUCAAUUUUAUUUUAUUUUAUUAUUUAAUUUUCAAAUAAUUAUCCAUUCUUCAUUCAAAAUUUAUAAAUUGCGUUCAUGGUAUACGAUAUAAUGACAAGUGGGUGAACAAGUGAUGACCAUCGAACAAAAAAAUA